Molecule: messenger RNA, 2773 nt
Organism: Marchantia polymorpha subsp. ruderalis
Lineage: Eukaryota; Viridiplantae; Streptophyta; Marchantiopsida; Marchantiales; Marchantiaceae
Source: the annotation of a GenBank genome assembly
CCUCCUGCGCCUCCUCUCCCUUCCUUUCGCUUGCCCUUCGUUCGUUCCGUCCUUUGUCCAUUGCGCUCGCUGGUCGUCUUUGUCUUUCUGCUGCUUGCGCUGCUCAAGGGAAUUCAUAAAGACGACAACGACCGCGGGCCUCGUCUACUGAAUCGAAUCCCCUGGCCGAGUCCUGGAGCGAAAUCGGUGGUGGCAUGGAGGGUCGAGCGUGGGGUGCACACUCUUUUCCUCGGCGACGACAGGAAUGAAAUGAUGCUGCGACGGCGUCGUCUGUGGAUUUGAGCGAGAAGAGAGUGCUGCUGCGUGGUGGUUGGUCACAGGAGGAGGAGGAGGAGGAGGAAGAAGAAGAAGGACGGGUGUGUGAGUGCGUGAGGGAGGGAAGGAGUGAGCGAGUGGUCGAUUGCUCGCGGAGCAAUCAAGUAGGGAGUCAGUGAUGGAGCCCGGGGAUUGAUUGCCCCGGAGCAAUGGGGCUUGGUUUCAAAGUGGCUGGGGCUCUGAUGUUAUUAUGACCACCGUGGCGGAGCUGCUGCCGCCGGGGUUUACGUGGCUCAGGUGUUUUGUUCCCAAGGCGUUUAAAAGUUCCCCACUAGAGCAGAAGAAUGAUGGAGAAGAAGAAGAAGCGUGAGAAAGCAUCUCCCAACGGUGCUUCCGGUGGGGAGACAGACGGUGGAUCCGUGCAGAAUACGGUCCCUAGUAGUACAUACAAAGCCAUACGACCUGCGGCUCCUGUUGACAUAUUGAAGCGGCAGAGGGAAGCAGAACAGGUCGUGGGUGGCCCGGCCAAGAAGUUGUUGCUUUCUGGUUCAGCACCUCCUGUUUUGCCCUUUUCUCCUUCUCAGCCAUACCCUCCUGUCGGCCACUGGCAAUAUCCUCCUGCACAGCAGCCUCCACCAUUCGUACCUCCAUCACAACCUCAACCUUCACUAUCUCAAGGGCAACCUUUGCAAUCCCAGUUACAUCAACAGCAGCCUCAAGGACAACAGCAGCAAGGACAGCAGCAACAAGGGCCAGCGCAGACUCAAGGAGGGCAGCCUCCCACUCCCUACUGGGGUGGAUCCGAGUUUCCUCCUCAAUCCUCAGGUGGACAGUAUUAUCCUUUUCCAGGUAGCUCGACAGAUUCCAACUGGCAGGGCCCUACAUAUCCAGGUGCUCCGAGUGUACCAAACGGUUUACCAUACGGAUACCCAGGUCCCUUUGCCUACCCUGGAGCUGUCGGACAAACAGCUUACACAGGAGCAUGGCCUGACCAGUCAUGGUGGGGAGGAAAUCCAGCACAACAACCUCCUGUCUUUCCAGGUGGAUACGGUCCUUAUCAAGGCUAUGGACCAGCUUACGGUUUUGGUCCUCAACCAGCUGCUAAUGGGGCUCCUCCAUUGCCUUUUCAGAGAGGCCAUAUAAAGUCACCUCCCGGACUCUCUCAGAAACAUCGACGGUUGUGGGAAGCACAGUCUUGUGAGAACAUACAAGUAUGGAGUUCUUUGGCUAGAGCAGAGGCUGAGCUGUGUGCUUUACGCAAUAAAGUGAUGCAACUGGAAGGAGAAUUGCAUGCUUUUAGAGGUCAAGCUGACGUGCAAGGGGAUGCUGCCGCUGUUCCCGCCGGUUUACAACAACCGGCUAAAAGGGUUAGACAUAAGAAGCCCGGUGGUUUGAACAACAAUGACUCCAGUGCCUCAAAGCGUGGAGGGAAGCCUACUGUUGAUAAAACAGCGGCAGAAGGUGCAGCUAAAAGUGAAGACAAGAGUGAAGAAAAAGAAUGUGAAGUUGACGAUAAGAACUUAGGCACAUCAGGUAAAACGGGCAGGAAGAGCGAGACGAAGGUCGUCUCCGAAAUCGAUGAGAACAAGAGCAUGUUUGACAGUACUUCAGUUAGGAACGUAUUUGAACCGGAUGCGUGUGCCACAGAUACAAGUGAAAGCAAAACACUGGGCUACGGAGAUCCGUAUAGGUCGACGUUCCACCCAGAGGUAGGCCUGGAAAAUGGAGUUAACGGAGAGGCGCAUGGAUUGGAGAAGAACGGCAUUGUGGUAGAUAUGACUCCAAACUCGUCAGGUUAUGAGGUUAAAAUUACAGGACAUGCUGGUGAACCUGUGGAAAAUAAUUGUCACUCAGGCAUAACCGCAGAUACUGUCGCAGAAGACUGGGCUGCAGCGGCAGAUGACCGAAAUUGUUCGUUUGAAGAAAGGCUACUGAAUUAUAGCGGCGCUGUAGGGAGGUCGAACUCGAAGGUAAUAUCAGAAUGGGGGGAAUAUGGCGGAGAGGAUGUGUCCGAUGACCAUGAAGUAGAUGAGUUAGUUCCAUCAGGUCAAGAUGACGAUGAAGACAUUGACGAUGAGGACGACUCUGGGCUACAGAGCAUCGGUGGAAGCAAAGUGCAUGACUUGGUGGUAGGCUUAGGUUCUGGAAAAGGAAUCCCACCACUAAGCCGUUGGUAACGCAGAGUUGAAGCCACAAGGAAGAUUUCAGGAUCACAUUUCCAUCAUGCGUUCCUCUCGACUUCCUUGGGGUUCCUAGUAAGAUGUACAAAUGCACAAAUUUCGCAUGCCUUCUAUUUAAGAGUUGUAUAUUGUAGGUUACUUACAGGUUUGAUAUGUGUCCAUCGAUGCCAUGAUUGUGUGGACUGCUUAGUAUCUCAGGUGUUUUUUCUUAUGGUAGAAUGCUUUUGGUUUUCCGAACUUCUACGCAAAGACCUGAUUUCGACAAAUUUGUUCCUUCUCUCUUCAUGCGUCUAUCUUGACUGGCUGUUAUAUGCGACCUUUCGUUUCUGUCUCAUUUU